AUGAUUGACCAUACCGUCAUCGCAGUCCCCGAGGACAAGUUCAAGGAGUGCUUGGACCUGUACGUCAAGGCCUUCGAGCCUCUCGGAUACCAGAUCGCCUAUCAGUUUGGCGAGUACACGGCCGGCCUUGGCUCACAGCUCGAACCUAUCAAAGACUAUAAGCUCGCUGACCUCUGGGUCAAGGGGGUGAAGGAGGGUGUUACCAAGACUCACCUUGCGCUCCGCGCCAAAGAUCGAGCUGCGGUGGACGCCUUCCACGCGGCGGCCCUUUUGGCGGGAGGGACGGACAAUGGAGCGCCGGGUCUGCGAGCGUAUCAUGCCAGUUAUUAUGCGGCGUUUGUGAUUGAUGCGGCGGGCAAUAACAUUGAAGUUGUGUGCCAUACCCCUUAA
Molecule: messenger RNA, 390 nt
Organism: Trichoderma citrinoviride
Lineage: Eukaryota; Fungi; Ascomycota; Sordariomycetes; Hypocreales; Hypocreaceae
Exons: 2
Coding region: 1-390 (129 amino acids)
Source: RefSeq, a predicted model, not a curated record